This is a messenger RNA of Mycosarcoma maydis (corn smut), 558 nucleotides long. RefSeq names its product putative NADH-ubiquinone oxidoreductase. NCBI's taxonomy places the organism in Eukaryota, Fungi, Basidiomycota, Ustilaginomycetes, Ustilaginales. The transcript has 3 exons. Gene Ontology annotation, biological process: electron transport chain. The record is from RefSeq and is a predicted model, not a curated record. The coding region runs from base 1 to 558 and encodes 185 amino acids.
AUGUCGCUUCUUCGCCAGUCAACCCAGGCAUUCCGUGUCGCCACCUCUGCAUCUUCGAGCACACGAUGGAUGAACACCUCGUCGGUGCUUCGCAACACAGCUCAACCCAACACCUCGCCAGCGCCCGCUCAGCGCACCGACAACCAGGGCCGAGAUCUUGCUGCCGAGCAGCUGAAGCGUCACGAGCAAGCGGUCACCGCUGACCUCGUCAGCAGCGCACCUGAGGAGCUGCACCAGCGUUCUGUCCGAAUCUUCCGCCCUACCAAGACUGCCAACUCGUCCGGUAAGGCUGGUACCAAGGUUUGGCGUGUCGACUUUGAUAUCCUCCAAGGCUCCGCACGAUGGGAGAACCCUUUGAUGGGAUGGGCCUCUUCGGGCGACUACAUGCAGGGCACUUCGCUCAAGUUCCGCUCCAAGGAGGACGCAAUCCACUUUUGCGAGAAGCAGGGCUGGGACUACCACGUCACAGAGCCCAAGGUGGCCCGUAUCCCACCCAAGAGCUACGCUGCUAACUACAAUCAUAUUCCCGGCAAGCUCAGGAUCCACCACACAAAGUAG